UAAUUUAUUAUUUAACCGCUGCUGCAUUUGGUAGUUAACCAAUCAUAAGUAUCCCGCAAACGCACCAAUUUCUAACCGCAGAACCAGUCGUACAAAUCUCUUAAAACCGCUAGAAACCGCAACCACCCGCAUUCGCAAACUCCCGCAACCGUAACCGCUGCGGUUGAACCAGUCAGAUCCUAAGUCAACGGCAACACCAAGAUUUGUUGGUCCAUGGGAAAAAUGAUCUUUAUUAGUUUGUUUGUUGAUGUACAAAAAAAUAUAGAUGACUCUACUGAAAUGAUUUACCAUAUGGUGAAGAACACAUGUAAAAACUAAUACUAUAUACCCUAAAGUUUCAAUGUUUCAUGAUAAGAUUCUCUAUAUUUACUACUUCAUUAUUUUACUUGUUCAUUUUCAAUUUUUUGACCAUACAACAUAAUUUCAAAUGUCUUAUUGCAGUAAGAAUGUAUCUUCAGUUUUAUACCCUCUUCAUUCGAUGGACUAGCUGUAUGCUUUCUACAUGGCCGAAUCAGAGAUUCUGUGGACUUAAAACAUUUUUAAGAAUUUUAAUAAAAAUAUUUUUUUCCAUAAUUUGGAGAUUUCUGUUUAUAUAAAAAAAACUUUCAGAAUUUUUGGAGGCCAAUGUUUUAUUAGACUAUGCUCGGAUUCGGUCCUGACUUGCUAACAUGAGAAAUCUAGCGUGUGCGUAUUGUUCAAAAAAAAAAAAAAGUAGAAUGUGCGUAUUGUUCAAAAAAAAAGAUAAGUAGAUUGUGCGUAUUGUGUCUAAUAAAUGAGUGACUCGUCUUGUCUUUUGAGAUAAAAGCGUAACAUUAAAUUGUCUCGGUGAUCGAGUUUGAGAGAUGGAUGAUUCUGCUCAGCCAUCUUAUUUUGUCUUUACAUGUUUUUGGAUGCUCGUUUUAAUUAGUCUACAAAAACAUAACUCAAGCCCAAGAUUACCUACAAAGUUGUUUGUUAUAUAUCUUACUAUUAUGGCCAAUGCUCGCCAUGUUAUAGUUUCAUUGAGACUAAAUGUAUACAUUUGCUAUCAAAAUUCAUUCCAGUUUUGCAGUUGAAGCAGCUAUAAAGAAGAUUAUGUUGGGAUUGUUUUACCAUGUUCACUUUGCGUCAAAGUCGUAGAAAAUUGGAAUCCCCCGCACAUCAAAGAGAAUGAGCCUCUCUAUGAAUUAUAACCCCAAGAUUCAAUCCAACUAUUAUUCAUUUCAAACGUUAUGUAAAUUAUCUUGUAGAAACCAUACAUAUUAAAUAAAGUUAUCAUUAAUUUAUUUUUGUGACUGACCGGAGAAAAAUGUUAUUACUUUUAUUUAGUACAAGUAAGAUUCGGAAAAUAGUUUUGAAUAAAAUGAUAUGAGUAAGUCAGCAAAUAACAUAAAGAUCUCCUCCCAAAAAUUGACUGACAUGUUCAGUUAAGGUAUGUUAAUGAUUUUGCAUCCCAAGUUAUCGGAUACAUAAAGAUAUUACUGUUUCCUUUAGUUUUGACUCAGUUAUUUUACUCAAAUAUUAUCGCUUAACAUUAACAAAAAUGAUAACACUAAACAUUUUCCAUAAAAUAUUCCUUUUCUUAAUAGAUCAAUACAACAUGUAAAAUAUAGGUAAAACAGAAAGAUAAAUUCUCAAUUUAUUAAUAAAAAAUUCCACGAACCCGCAUCGGAAUCAAUUUAUAUAUAAAUUUUUAUCUUCAGAGGCACUUUUUGGGAAUAAACUUUGGAAUUAGAACUUACUUCAACUAUAGUGCUAGAAGCCAGUUUCUGUUCCACAUAUAUAUAUAUAUUAAAAAGGUAAAAAAGCUAAAUGAAUUUGAUUUUGAUUUUAAUAUUUUAAAAAUUAAAUAUAUAAAGGGCGAAGAGGAACUGUAUAAGCGUUAUAUCAGCGUGGUCUAGCUACCUAUCGUGAAUGGAACCGACGUCAGUACCGUUGGAGGCGUUGGCUCAAUCCGGAGAUGAAUUCGUUUACGUAGAUGACCAUAGCCACAACAUACUGAAUGUGGAUAAGGAGGAGGAUGAACAUAGUGAUUCCGGUUCAUUGAUAACCUGCGUCGUUUCGGUCGUUGAUGCUAGUGGCGAUGAUGAUGAUGAUGGUGAUUGUGCGGUAGAGACGACGAAAUUAGAGCUGCCUGAUGAAUACGCAAAACGCGUUAUGGUUCUUACGUGCAGUUCCACAGCGGACGGGGGAUCGUGCGAUGUGUACUUGAUUGGCACUGCUCAUGUAUCUGAGGAAUCAUGUCGAGAAGUUGAAGCUAUAGUUAGAUUCAUGAAACCAGAGGUCGUCUUCCUGGAGUUGUGUUCCAGUCGAUUGUCUAUUCUCACUCCUCAAGCUUUGAAGAUUCCAACGGUGUCGGAGAUGAUAGAGAUGUGGAAGAAGAACCACAACGCAUUCGGAAUAGCUUACGGAUGGUUUCUUGCAAAGGUCGCCAGCAAGCUUGAUGUUCUACCUGGUGCUGAGUUUCGAGUGGCAUAUGAAGAGGCACACAAAUAUGGUGGCAAGGUGAUUCUAGGUGAUCGUCUAGUACAGAUCACGUUGAAGAGAACGUGGGUUAAGAUGUCUCUAUGGCACAAACUUAAGUUCUUCGGAUUAGUGUUUCAAGCUGUGUAUUUACCGAGCCCUGAGCAACUUAAGAAGAUGCUAAAAGCUAUGAACGAUGUGGAUAUUGUGACGUUGGUGAUUCAAGAAAUGAGCAAGCAAUUUCCAUCUCUCAUGGAUACACUUGUGCAUGAGCGAGACAAGUACAUGGUAUGUAUGUUGUCAAGAGUUGCAAGUGAGCAUAGCUCGGUCGUGGCAGUUGUUGGUAGAGAGCAUCUUGAAGGGAUCAAGAAGAACUGGAGCCAACCUAUAAAUAUGAAGGAUCUGUUGGAGAUACCGAAGAAUGAAUCAAAGUAUACAGUAAAGUAUAUUCUCAAGUCGCUGACGGUUGCCGUCGUCGGGAUAGCUAUAGGCUCACGCUUCUAUCUUUCCACCAGAAGUUGAGUUAUCUUCAAGGCAGAGAGAGUUUCUCAUGAGGGCAAUAAAAAUUAGGCUAAGUGUUAUGAUUAGAUAGAUUUUCAGUUACUAUUGUCAUGAUAUUAUUUUAUUUUUGGUUAGCGGUUGAAAUAAUUUCAUACUCCGUCUGUUUUACAAAGAUAGAUUUUUUAAUAUUUUCACACAUAUUAAGAAAACACAUUAAAUUAUCAUAAUAAAUGUAUCGUUUUCGGUAAUUUUCAAUUUUCAAUAAUUUUUAACCAAUAUAAAUUCAAUAAAGUUAAUUAAUUUUCUUAAAGUUUACAAUUUUUUCAUAGAAAACACAAAAAAUACAUCUUUCUGAAACAAACUUUUUUCCUAAAAAGUCUAUCAUCAAAGAACGGAGAGAGUAAUAAUCAUACGAAUAGAAAAUAGAAAUCUUCCCUCCCAUGUCUCCUUCACUCUAUAAAUAUGGAACCAAAAACUUGAACCGGAACCAAUCCAAAAUAACCUGGUUUGGUUUUGGAUAUCCAUAUUAGCCAAUGAUCUUGCACAUUGGUACCCUUGGAUAUUGUUCUGAUUUCAAGAACAACUUUGUUUCAAGUACAUUUUAACCUUUUUUUUUUUAAGUUUUGAAUAUAUAUUUAGGUUUUGGAUAUUUAGCAUAAUAAUUACCAUAUCCAAUUUUUUUUUUGAGUAUUUACCAGUUUUCAAAAUUAUUAACCGAACCAAACUCUAUCAUUCGUAAAUGAAUCCAAAUUCCUUGGAUAUAGUCAAGUAUUAGUUCAGAGUUUCCCUAUUUUGGGGCUAUACUUGAAUUUGAGUUUGUUCACGAAAAUCGAAAUAGUCAUGUAAAAAAAAAACAGAUUUUCUUUACACAUAAGAUCCAUAAAUAUAAA
Messenger RNA from Brassica rapa (field mustard), 3833 nucleotides. Its product is annotated as traB domain-containing protein. The record is from RefSeq and is a predicted model, not a curated record. Gene Ontology annotation, cellular component: mitochondrial outer membrane. NCBI's taxonomy places the organism in Eukaryota, Viridiplantae, Streptophyta, Magnoliopsida, Brassicales, Brassicaceae.